CAGCAGCAUAGCCAUUAGCCACCCGAGAGAAAGAGAGAAAACAAACGACGUCGUUUUCUCCGUCCUCGUUUUGGUCAUCGUCUUCAUCUCUCUUUCUUCAUCCAGUACUUCUCCUUGCUUCUGUUCUUAUUCAGAAUUUUAAAGGAUGGCUGAUACCGAGGAUAUUCAACCCCUUGUUUGUGACAAUGGAACUGGAAUGGUGAAGGCUGGUUUUGCUGGUGAUGAUGCUCCCAGGGCAGUUUUUCCCAGCAUUGUUGGUCGACCACGACACACUGGUGUCAUGGUUGGGAUGGGUCAGAAGGAUGCCUAUGUAGGAGAUGAGGCGCAAUCUAAAAGAGGUAUCCUUACUUUGAAAUAUCCCAUUGAGCAUGGUAUUGUCAGCAACUGGGAUGACAUGGAAAAGAUCUGGCAUCAUACAUUCUACAAUGAGCUUCGUGUUGCUCCAGAGGAGCACCCUGUUCUUCUCACUGAGGCACCUCUGAACCCCAAGGCCAACAGAGAAAAGAUGACCCAAAUCAUGUUUGAGACCUUCAAUGCACCUGCCAUGUACGUUGCCAUCCAGGCCGUUCUCUCUUUGUAUGCCAGUGGUCGUACAACAGGUAUUGUGCUGGAUUCUGGUGAUGGUGUCUCUCACACCGUGCCGAUUUACGAAGGAUAUGCUCUUCCACAUGCCAUCCUCCGUCUGGACCUUGCAGGUCGUGAUCUUACUGAUGCUUUGAUGAAGAUUCUUACUGAGAGAGGUUACAUGUUCACAACCACUGCUGAACGGGAAAUUGUCCGUGACAUGAAAGAGAAGCUUGCAUAUGUUGCUCUGGACUACGAGCAAGAACUGGAGACUGCCAAGAGCAGCUCUUCUGUUGAGAAGAACUAUGAGUUACCUGAUGGACAAGUCAUUACUAUUGGGGCUGAGAGAUUCCGUUGUCCCGAAGUCCUGUUUCAGCCGUCUCUCAUUGGAAUGGAAGCUGCUGGUAUCCAUGAAACUACAUACAACUCAAUCAUGAAGUGCGAUGUGGAUAUCAGGAAGGAUCUGUACGGCAACAUUGUGCUCAGUGGUGGCUCAACUAUGUUCCCUGGCAUUGCAGACCGUAUGAGCAAGGAAAUCACCGCCCUUGCUCCAAGCAGCAUGAAGAUCAAGGUCGUUGCACCACCAGAGAGAAAGUACAGUGUCUGGAUUGGAGGAUCUAUCUUGGCAUCGCUCAGCACCUUUCAGCAGAUGUGGAUUUCAAAGGGCGAGUAUGACGAGUCUGGUCCAUCCAUUGUCCACAGGAAGUGUUUCUAAGAAACUCUGUAAGUGCUUUCAUGGUCGGUUACAUUUUCGGUUUAGUUGGCUUUUUCGUGUCCUGUGUCAAGUGAAUUAAAGUCUGGUUCAUGUGGGGAAGCAUUGAAGGCAGGGAUAAUUGGAGACUCUUCUCUGGUAUUAAUGUAUUAUAUAAGCCUUCAUCAGUUGUGAUACCCGCCGGUGUCAAUGCAACUGAGAUGGCAGCCCAUCAGACAAUUAAUUCUGGGGUCCUCCAUUUCCAUGCAUCUUUCAAACACGUUGCUUAGUAGGGUGUUGUUUGUAGCUGGAGCAUGAUUGUGGGGGUCAUUAUAUUUUCCUUAUUUUCAUUUUAAAAGCAUUUUUUUACCUGAGAACAUUAAUGUUAAUAGCUGUUGUACGGUUUAAAUUAGUGUCAGCUUGUGGUCAUGAACUCUUUUGAUGGAAAUUAUAUUGGAUGCCUGGUUUUUAAAUCUUAUGGGGGUGAAUGCAUUU
Molecule: messenger RNA, 1750 nt
Organism: Hibiscus syriacus
Lineage: Eukaryota; Viridiplantae; Streptophyta; Magnoliopsida; Malvales; Malvaceae
Product: actin-7-like
Exons: 5
Coding region: 146-1279 (377 amino acids)
Source: RefSeq, a predicted model, not a curated record